Molecule: messenger RNA, 1426 nt
Organism: Linderina pennispora
Lineage: Eukaryota; Fungi; Kickxellomycota; Kickxellomycetes; Kickxellales; Kickxellaceae
Product: acidic fibroblast growth factor binding protein
Exons: 1
Coding region: 119-1369 (416 amino acids)
Cellular component (GO): nucleus
Source: RefSeq, a predicted model, not a curated record
AAAGAGCCCAGAACCCAUUUAUGCAGCGUCUGUGCGUACCCAGCAAAACAAAAAACAAAACAAGCAAAUACCGCCCACGCCCGCUCACAUCAUUCGGCCCUUCACACAUCUGCCAAUAAUGCGUGCUCUGAAAUCCUACAACUUCCAAUUCUCCAACCUACGCGUGCCACACCCGAGCCUGGACUUCCUACGCUUUACGCGUGCGGAGGAACCCGCCGACGACACAAACUUCACCGCCAUCGUGUCGACACCGAUAACCAUCGACCUGUCGGUCUUCCAUGGCUACCUGCACGGCUCCUCGAUCGCCGAACUCGUCGCCACCCUGCAGACCGAGCCUGACAUGCAAGGGGCCCCGACCUCCGCCAUUGCCGAGUACGUCAAAGGCCAGAUGUACCUGUUCCAGCACAUCGAAUAUUUCCUGCACCGACCGCGGUACUUUCUGGAGCAGCAGCACAUGUUGCCGCUCAGCAUGCAAGCCAGGACGUCGCUGAUCGAGCGCUACUAUAUGUUUGACGAGCCCGUGAUGCUCGAGCUGCUGGGGCGCAAGCUGACGUCGCGCACGCGCACUGCAUUGCCGGAGGUCGCAGCGCGCGCAAACAUUGCCGUGGCCAGCUGCCGCAGGCAGUUCGAGAAUGCAAAGCGCAUCGCCAAGCAGGUGGAGGACGUCGAGGGCGUGUCGCUGGCAACCGAGAUCAUGCAAAAGUUCGCCCUGCCCGAGGAGCUGGCGAACCAGUACACGCAUAUUCUGUUUCUCACCAUCAACCGCAUUGACACUACCAAGCGCUGUUUGGCCCACUUUUCCUUCAGUGACUUUGACUUUUGCGCUUGCACCAUUAUCGAGCUCUGGACAUCGCCCGCCAGCACCAUGACAUUGGAUAGCAUUGACGCUGAUCUGACUGCGGCUGCCCAGCAGUUGAAGGGAAUGCUUGUUGAUGACCGCGAGCGAUUCGAUGCGUUGUUCGCCAGUCUCCGCCAGGCCAUCCAGACGCCGGGCCAGCCGCUAGUGGCCAUUCUAGAGAACCGAAAUGGCAAGGGCCUUGCGCAGGUGCGCGCGGUUAUGCGGUCCUCGUUUGCCAUUGUCGCCGGCCUGGCUACAACGUCGACUCUGCGUAAUGUCCUGGGGCUCAUUGUCGAAAAGAUUGUCGAUGCAUUCGUCGCCCUGGGGCUACGCUCGGAGGAUAUGGUGGUCAUGUACAAUGCGUUUGUCAUGCAGGCAACGCGGCUCCUCGGCGAACAGCAUGGCCAGGAUACGGCAGCGCUGGUCAAUGCGCUUGAGAGAUCUCUGACAGGCAUCAGGCUGCUUGGCUGCCGCCUGUUCCGAUACAAGCCCAGCCUGUUUGACCAGCUCAACAAGAUCCGGCCCACAUAGCGCGCUGCUGUCUUAUAUGUAAAAUCUUAAUUUUUUUAGUUGCGAGAUAUAGAAAAA